Molecule: messenger RNA, 1527 nt
Organism: Dictyostelium discoideum AX4
Lineage: Eukaryota; Evosea; Eumycetozoa; Dictyosteliales; Dictyosteliaceae
Exons: 1
Coding region: 1-1527 (508 amino acids)
Biological process (GO): RNA processing
Molecular function (GO): ribonuclease III activity
Source: RefSeq, a predicted model, not a curated record
AUGAUAUCUUUAACAAAUAGAUUAUGUGUAAAUACCAAUAAAAAAUUUAUAACCAAUAUUAUUUCAAAUUUAAAUAGUUAUAAUAAAUUAAAUUUAAAUUUUACAAUUUCAAAUAAAUUAUAUUUUUCCAAAAAUAAUCCAAAUUUUAUAAAAUUUAAAAUAAAUGAUAGUGAUAAUAAUAAUUUAAAUAAUAAUGAUAAUGAUAAUAAUAAUAAUAAUUUAAAUAAUAAUAAUAAAUAUAAUAAUAAUAAUAAUAAUGAAAAUAAUAAUGAAUCAUAUAGUUUUAAAGAUGAAAAUGAAAAUUUAUUAGAUUCAACACAUAUUGGUAAUAGUCAAUUUUGUAAGAAUAAAUUUUCCGAAGAAAUUGUACCAAAUGUUAUAAGUAAAAAUAUUUUAAUUAAAAAGAUAGAGAAUACAUUCAAUGGAUUGAAAUUCAACGAUAAUCAAUUACUUUCCAAUUCAUUUUCAACAGCGGUAACCUUUUCAAAAGAUAAUAAAACAUUAAUCACUGGUAAAUAUUUCGCAGAAGCAUCAAAGAUAUUUCCAUUAGUAGUUUGUAAAUAUCUAUUUAAACGAUACCCAAAUGUCACCAAUAACUAUGUAAUACCUAUAAACUCAUUCUUUAUAUCCCAUGUUGUCAUUGCCAAUACUUUUCAAUAUUUAAAUCUUCAAGGAUACAUCAAAAAGUUAUCAAAUAAAUUACCAAAUCAAAAAUAUGAACAAUUAUAUUACGUCACAUUCAUGUCAUUCAUUGGUUCAGUUUAUCUAGAUCAAGGUGAAUCAGCUAUUGAAGACAAAAUUUUACCUUUAUUCACUGAAUAUUUAGAUUCAUUAUCACAAUAUGAAUUUGAUCAUUUAUUUGCGAAUUAUAAAAAAUUUUUAUUAAAAAAAAAAAUAAAAAUUAAUACUAUAGAAAAUCAAAAUCAAAAUCAAAAUCAAAAUCAAAAUCAAAAUCAAAAUCAAAAUCAACAACAACAACAAAAUAUAUAUAAAGAAAAUGAAAAUAAUAAAUCAGAUCCAUCAACAACAUCAACAUCAACAUCAUCAUCAAAUUUAAUGAUGAAAAAUCAAUCAUAUCAAGCACCAAUUGAAAAUCAAGAUUUACAUCUUUAUAAAAAUCCAAGUUCAAUUUGGGAAUAUUAUAAAAAACAAUUAGGAGCUGAUGUAUAUCAAACCUCUAAAAAUAAUGUACCAGCUUGGUUUUCAACAUUAAUUUUACAUGAUUGUGUUGGGUUCUCUCAUAUUGGUAGAUUACAAACCGUUUUAAAUCAACAUUCAAAAAGACCUGGUCAAAUUCAUUUAGUUAAAGAAAUUAAUAGAGGUACUGAUAGUUCAUUAUAUUUACAUGUUUUAACUGUUGAGAAUAAUGAUUCAAAUUCAAUCAAUAAUAAAAAUCAUAAUAAUAAUAAUAAUAAUAGUAAACCUAUAAUACUUGGUUAUGGUAUAUCAAAUUCAAUUAAAGAAUCAAGAGAUAAUUCAGUAACUGAUUCAUUAUUAAGAUUAUUACAUGAUAAUAAUAGAAUUUAA